AUGGAAUGCGAAGACAUAGAAAUUAGCUCCUUCUCUUCGACUGACUCUUCGGAGGAACACCAAGAAAAACAAUGCAAAUAUAGAAAACAAAAAUUCAAUAACAAAUGGCUUGACGACGACAAUUUCAGUGGCUGGCUGGAAGCUGUGGCUAACGAUGUAUUUAAAUGCAAAUGCGCUGCGUGCGACAAAGUUUUGAACUGCGGUAUGUGCAGCGAUGGUGCCAGUGUAAUGAUCGGACAGCAUAAUUCCUUUGCAUCAAGAUUAAUUGGGGACAUACCAAAUGCUAUAGUUGUAAAGUGCAUCUGUCAUUCUGCAGCAAUUAUUGCAAGUAAGGCUUGUUAGCGCUACCCAGAGGACUUGAGGAUCUUUUGCGGCAAAUCGGUUCGUACGUUUCGGGAAGUUCCAAAAGAUGCGCGCAAUUAGAAGCUCUGCAGGAAAUGCUAAACGAGAAGAAAAAGAAAAUCCUUCGGACUUGUACAACCAGGUGGCUUCUCAUCACAAAUGCGUCGAAAGUGUAUUACAAAACUGGGAUGUGUUAUUGGCAUUUUUCAACCAAGCUGUCACGCAGGACAAAUUAAAAUCAACAGAGGCGAUUUUAUUUGAGCUCAACAACCAAUGCAAUAAGAUUUAUUUAUUUUUUCUCAAGUAUGUACUCAAUUACUUCAAUACUCUAAACGCACUUUUUCAGUCGAAAGCACCUUUAAUACAGGUACUCCAACGAGAAUCAAUCAAAAUAUUUUUAGGCUUAGGUCAAAAUUUUAUUAAAAAGUCUGAGCUUAACAUUACUUGUGCUGUUAGAUCGCCACAUAUUUCUCUACCGCUUGAGGAAGUUUUUCUCGGAUUUGAAUGCAACGAGCUCCUAAAAACUGUUCCAAAAACGGCUGCAAACAAAAUUAGAACAGAUUGUCUACAGUUUUAUAUUACUGCUUUGGAAGAGAUACAAAGGAGAUUACCGCUCAAAACUGAGCUAUUCAAAGAAAUUGAGUCUUUAAAUCCAGAAGUUGCAAUGGCAGUAAAGGGAAACAAAAAUGAUCUCACAUUUGAGAACAUUUGUAAAAUAGUAUGUGUGGAUGCCAAUUCUCUCCUACAAGAGUGGAGAACGUUUGAGUUCAAUUUCUCUGAAGACGAAAAAUCUAACCUUUUAAAGAUGGGAGUUGAAAAGUUUUGGAGCGAAGUCUGUAAACUCAAAAAUUUCAAUGACAAUUUUGUUUUUCCUAUUUUGGCUAAAGUAGCGAAGUUCGUUUUAUCUUUACCUCAUGGUAUUGCAGACUCCGAGAGAAUUUUUUCUAUCGUAACAGAUGUUCGCACCAAAAAGAGGAAUAAGCUCAGUCAUCAAGUUUUAACUUCGGUUUGCAUUAUUCGUUCUUUUUUCCAAGACGAAAGUCAAGAUUGCUGCAAAUUUCAAUGCAAUGAAUCUCAUUUCAAGAAAAUGGUAUCUGCAGAACUCUAUGAUCACGUGCAGUAACUCAGAAAUUCUUAAUAUUGACACUAUGUUCCUUAGCCAAACGCAAAUGAGUACAAAAUACAAACCUUUGUAUUGUUUUUAUUAGUAACUUAGCUUUAGAAAAUGAACUGAAAGUAAUUUUUGUGAUCUUAGUUUAAAAACUCUGUUAUGUUUUCUUUUUAGGUUUGUCUUAUUUUAA
Molecule: messenger RNA, 1643 nt
Organism: Anastrepha obliqua
Lineage: Eukaryota; Metazoa; Arthropoda; Insecta; Diptera; Tephritidae
Exons: 3
Coding region: 1-342 (113 amino acids)
Source: RefSeq, a predicted model, not a curated record